Molecule: messenger RNA, 954 nt
Organism: Aphanomyces astaci
Lineage: Eukaryota; Oomycota; Saprolegniomycetes; Saprolegniales; Verrucalvaceae
Exons: 2
Coding region: 1-954 (317 amino acids)
Source: RefSeq, a predicted model, not a curated record
AUGAACCACUUGCUCCACCUCCCCUCGGGAAGGCCGAAUCGUGGCGACGAAGACCGAGCUUUCGAAGAAAAUGAAGGCUUCUUCUACCACCCUACUGUCCAACACAUGCAGCCGUUAGUCGCCAAGGCUUUCCGCAAACACGUCUACGACAAGUCCAAUAACUACCACAUCAAACCACCCAAAACUCACUACCGCAUCGCGCACCUCGUGCACCCUGGGCUCAAGCCAAUACUCGCACUUCGUCACAGGACACUGCGGAAGAAUUCUUUGAUCCCAACACACCUCCGGUGGCCAACCCCGCUGACGCAUGGCGAGCUGGACUUGUCCCGACUCACGAUCACUUCGCCUUCCACGUCGGUCUUGUUGACUGACUGGAUUAUCGACUCGGGUACCAUUGCCUCUUGCACGCCUCACAAGUCCUACUUCCGCCUGUCCAUGUUCCGCUCGUGCUCUAUGACCCUUACCAUUGGGGACGGUGGUCAACUUCCCAUUCUCGGUUACGACCCCGUGGACUUGACCGUUUUAUCGCGCAACAUCACCAAGGGUCCCGACCAUCAAUCCGAACCCCACUUCCUCUCCUUGCCAUUUGGCCUAUACUGUCCUAACGUCAAGUUCAACCUCCUCUCUGUGCGCCAUGCAGUCUCCUCCGGAUAUCAGGUAAAAUUCGACCACCCUGAGCACUGUCUGUUCAUCCUAGACAAAACCUACUACUUUCGUGCCGCUGUGAACAUCUUGGGGCUCUACUCCUUCUCGGCCACCGAAGUACCCUCUGGUUGCCCUCUCCCACCUCGUGACACUCUCACAACCCGGGCCAUGCUUGACGGUUUCAAAGCCUUCCUCGUGGCGAACCCAGUCAGUCCACCCCUACCAUCCCACCCACCGUCCUUACAUAGCACAGCCUUCACGGCGUCUGUUCAUUUCCCUUCUCACCACCAAGCCCUCAAUGCAUUCUGA